CUCGGAAGUAUAUAUUGCACAACCUCCAGACGACUCUUCUUUCCUUGGGCAAGCUAUUCAAGUGCCAGAUGAAGAGCUUAAGGAAGCUUUCAGGAGAUACGAGGAGGACAUCAAAGUGGUGCUGCGAGAAAUGGGUGUAAAGUUCACUGAUGAGCAGUUCCCACCAUGUCCAAAGUCGCUUUUCAUUAAUUCUUCCCGCCCUCUUCAGAAGCUCCUGGCUGUGAACGACUGGGACCGGGCAGAAAACGUUUUCAAGAAAGCUAACAAGAAACCAAGACUGUUCUCAGGUCCUACAAAGCCACAAGAUGUACGGCAGGGUGCUCUUGGCGACUGCUGGUUUCUAAGUGCUGUUGCUGUACUGACCGAGGAACGAGAGAUCAAGGAUGUUGUCAUCACUCCAGAGUAUAAUGAAGAGGGUAUUUACACCUUCCGGUUCUGCAUACAGGGCGAAUGGCAGCCUGUGAUUGUCGACGACUGGAUUCCGUUGAAUGCAAAGCGAAAGCCGGCAUUUGCAAUGAGCAAGAAGGAAGAUGAGCUAUGGCUGACACUGUUGGAGAAAGCAUAUGCGAAACUUCAUGGAUCGUACGAGGCAUUGGAAGGAGGUGUGGUUCAAGAUGCAUUAGUUGAUCUGACCGGUGGCGCUGGCGAGGAGAUUGACAUGAGGAACCAGGACAAACAACUGGAGAUUGCUAGUGGUCGCCUCUGGUCGCAGUUAAUGAGGUUUAAGGAAGAGGGCUUCCUUCUCGGAGUCGGCAGUCCGUCAGGCAGCGAUACUGAGAUAUCGCCAAAUGGAAUCGUUCAGUCACAUGCUUACUCUCUUUUGCAGGUCAGAGAGGUUGAUGGACACAAGUUGCUCCAAAUGCGUAAUCCCUGGGGCAAUUCAGUUGAAUGGUCAGGUCCCUGGUCUGACUCGUCACCAGAAUGGACGGAGCGGAUGAAAUAUAAGCUCAAGUACACUCCAAAGCUUUCGGACGGGGUCUUCUGGAUGUCAUGGGAAGAUUUUCAGGUGCACUUCAGGUCUGUAUACGUUUGCCGGCUCUAUCCACCUGAGAUGCGAAAAGUAGUGCAUGGGCAAUGGCGUGGUCACACCGCCGGUGGCUGUCCAAACUUCGACACAUGGCAUAACAAUCCGCAGUUCCUCCUUCGUGGGGUCGGCGUCGAUGCACACAGACCAAUCAAUGUGUUCAUGACACUGGCACAGAAUCUCUGUGGGCAUCCACCCUUUUUUAUUGGCCUAAGGGUUGUGAAGAAAGGCGGUGAAAGGGUUGAUCCCAUAUUGUAUGUACAUAAUCUUGCAGGAGCAAGCGAGUAUGUAAACACAAGAGAGGUGGCCUGUGAGAUGGUGUUGGAACCGGAUCCUCGCGGGUACACGAUCGUCCCAACGACCCACAUACCCGGUGAGGAAACUUCGUUCCGACUUUCCGUGUUUACGAAAACCGCCGUCGAACUUGUGGAGCUUCCCCCGUAACUGCGGAUCGCGCCAACUUUUGGUGUAAUCCCGCGUGGUGUAUAUGAUUAAUGAAAAGCUCAACGUGCGGCGGGGGUUGUUUUGGCCUUCAAGCAAGUAAUAAAUAGACACAGGGGAGCCUCGUCGACUGUGAUUGUUCGCAUGCUUUUUUGCUUCGCCUCCGUAGAAACACGAGCUUUUCCAGGUUGAGGUGUACGACCGCUCCGCUCUGAGAAGUUGGUUGUGACGGAUGCCCGCCAAUGAACUUGGUCAACUCAACUUGUAGUUUGGUUCCACCUGAAGAGAGGUUCGCAGCACUUGGUUGUUUGCGGAUGUCGACGCAGCACUUGGUUGUCACGUACCUCUGUAGAAAAGGGAGCGAGGGGGAAGUUAGUUCUGGCACUUUCUGGAGGAGUUGGAACAGCGUAACCCUUAGCUAACUGAACAGCGUCCCACGCGGUAAGCACCCAGACUCAUAGGACCAGUGUGCUGGGGUAUGGUAGCUCCGUCACUUUGCACCAAGAUCGCGUAUGGCAGCCGCAGGGUAAUGGAAACAUCAUGGCGCCGGCAACAGGUUGGCCAAUCGAACGAGGUCCCGGGAAGUUCCGGGGACCUGAGAACCAGUAUGCUGGGAACGGUAGAUCUGUCGCUAGAUUGAGUACAUCAGCUGGAGGUAAUAGAGACAUCAUCGUGGCGGCGGCAGAACGGAAGGAUGACGGUACAUGCACAAUUGUUUGCAGAGCUUCCCAUUCUCUGGUAUGGUAUCUAUGGUAUUUAGGCGGUGAGGAGCCUGCUGGAGUGCAGGGUUCCCGACAAGUGUAGGUUGAGCUUUGAGGAUUGCGGCAACACAUGUCUUGAGAAGUUCGAGAAGAGAGAACGCGAAGGAAGAGCGGCACGGAGAAGGGCAUUUACUUUACGGUCGCAUCGGUCAGGCCCCCUUACUACAAGUUCCAUUCUGCAUAUUUGGUGCAUUAUACUUGGCAUUGUUUGCAACAACACUGGAGAACUAGCACAGUCUCAAGGAUUCGAUCUGAUGAUCAUUGGCGUGCGCAUGGGCAUUUUGCGAACAAGGGUGACAGGAGAAGUCGACUCUUUUUUUAUGACGGCGCUGAAGGAGUCACUGAGGAAGCUCAGUUUGAAAAAGGGGGGGGGAGGGAUUGAAAACUAAAAUUAAAAAAAGUUAGUAAAGGAUUUUGUACCUGAGGCGCAUAGGCUGGCUGAUCGAAUGCGUGCAAUAACCCCUCAGGGUCUCUGAUUUAUUUUGUCGAACGAACCUCCUCAAUGUAGGCACAGUGGGUACGAGAUGAAGGUUCCGAAAAUAAACUUUCAUUCCUGUAGGUCGUUUUCGCUCUGAAUGCUCCCAUGGAGAGAGACGGGAGUGGUAAGAAAUGCACUUGGCACAAGUUGGCAGUACGAUUCGUUAGUGCGGAAAAGACAUGCAAGAGGGAAGAGGGUAGAGAGACGUGCAGCGUCAAUGGGCACAGUUAAAAAAAAAAAAAAAAAAAAGAACGAAAGUCGACAAGCAUAAGAAAGAAAGAAAGGCGAGAAGCAGGACGGAAGCGGCCACAGCAGCAGCCAUUAUGGCUGCAAGGGAGGUAAAAUGAGUGAAGGCUUGAACGAACUGAACUGUUGAAGUCUUUGUUGUGUUGUUAGCGAGCUGGCCAUUCCAUGGUGAUACCAGUGCAGCAGAAAAGU
Messenger RNA from Chara braunii, 3142 nucleotides. The record is from the annotation of a GenBank genome assembly. Lineage: Eukaryota; Viridiplantae; Streptophyta; Charophyceae; Charales; Characeae.